ACUCUCUCGUGGCCACUAAAAACAAUGGUGCUCCUAGAGCUACUCAUCGUCGGCUCAACACUUGUUCUAUCGUUGUAUGUUAGGUUCUGGAGAUCAAGGAACGGCCCGUUGCGCCCCGUGGACUGGCCGAUAGUUGGCGUUCUCCCGGCCCUCAUUUCCAUGCUCCACAACCUACACCACGAAGUCACAGUCAUCCUUGCUGCCUCCGGCUGCAACUUCAAGGCACAAGGACCAGUAGGAAGUGGCAUGCGGUUCUUCUUCACCGCUGACCCGGCAAAUGUCCGUCACAUUUUCACAUCCAAUCAUGCAAACUACCCCAAGGGCGAGGAGCUCGCCGAGAUCUUCGACAUCGUGAGCGGCAGCAUCCUCACCGUCGACGGCGAGGCCUGCCGCCAGCAGCGAGGGAUGUUCCAGACCGUCCUGAGCAACCAACGGGUACUUGAGCUGAUGUUCCGUUGCUGCCGACACAAGGUGGUGCAUGACCUGCUCCCCUUCUUAGCCCGCAUGGAGAGUAGUGGGACACCGUUCGACAUGCAGGACUUGAUGACGAGGCUCAUAUUCGACCUCACUGCCACCCCAAUCUUCGGAGUGGACCCUGGUUGCCUGUCUACAAUGAUGCCGUCGAUGCAUGUCUCGGCUGCCAUGGACACGGUCAUGGAGGUUGGUCUUUUGCGGCACACUGUGCCCACCUCCUGCUGGAAGGUGAUGAGACAGCUGAACAUUGGCCCGGAGAGGAAGCUGGCCGUGGCGCACACACUGCUGCAUGAGUUCAUCACGGAGAUGAUGGUGAAGUCAAAAGCCAGGUGCUCCGAUCCUGCAGGCGAGAUUGCUGCCAUGGACAUUAUUUCUGGUGACCCGGCGUACAGCAGCGACGCGGCCAUGCUGAGGAAAAUACUCAUCAACUACAUGAUCGCUGGCCGGGACACUGUUGGCACAACACUACCGUGGGUUUUCUACAACCUCGCCAAGGAUCCCCGCGUCGUCUCCGGCAUCCGCGAGGAACUGGCUCACAUCGCAUCACUCAAGGCUUCCGGAACAAAAAACAUGGUGUUCUUUGAGCCGGAGGAGACUAAAGACCUAGUCUACCUUCAGGCAGCCUUAUUCGAGACUCUGAGGCUGUACCCGCCAGGUCCGUUCGAGCGCAAGAUGGUGCUUGCCGAUGAUGUUCUCCCAAGCGGCCACCGGUUGUGCUCCGGCGAAACCAUCCUGAUCUCCAUCUAUUCCAUGGGCAGAAUGGAAGCCCUGUGGGGGAAGGAUUGCGACGAGUACAGGCCCGAGAGGUGGUUCACUGAAGAUGGCGCUAAGCUGCGGUACGUGCCAUCUCACAAAUUCAUGGCUUUUAACUCAGGACCGAGGAUGUGCCUUGGGAAGGACAUAGCAAUCACGCAGAUGAAGACAAUAGUUGCCGCGGUCGUAUGGAACUUCCAUUUGGAGAUGUUGGAAGGGCAGAGCAUCCAUCCCAAGCUGUCGUGUAUUCUACAAAUGAAGAACGGGCUCAAGAUGAAGGUUAAGAAGAGGCAGGAAAAACGUGAUCUACAGUGAUUGUUAUCAUGUGCAAAAUAAGAUACGUACGUGCAGUACAACUACAACCAAAGCCAUGCGUCUUUAAUUCACGAGGUUUCAAACGUCAAUACCAAAGAGUAUGUACAGAUUAUCGCGAAGAUGUUUUGAGCAAGACCGCGAAAUGCGAACAUGUAAUAACAAUAAAUCUAUCUAUAUAUAUUACAAAGCACAUGUCUUCCUCAAUUUGUUUCCCAUCAUACUGAUUGUACCCACCUCAACUUUUUGCUUAUAGGUUUCUACAAAAAUAAUCCUUGUACACUACGCGGAAG
Zea mays is the source of this 1832-nucleotide messenger RNA. RefSeq names its product noroxomaritidine synthase. Bases 25 to 1542 code for a protein of 505 amino acids. The transcript has a single exon. The record is from RefSeq and is a predicted model, not a curated record. Gene Ontology annotation, molecular function: oxidoreductase activity, acting on paired donors, with incorporation or reduction of molecular oxygen; iron ion binding; heme binding. NCBI's taxonomy places the organism in Eukaryota, Viridiplantae, Streptophyta, Magnoliopsida, Poales, Poaceae.